AUGCGGAGACAAGCCAGUCAGUUGGUAAAGGGGCUGUGGGAACAAAUUAUGACAUUAUCGGACUCCGACAUCAUAAAACUAAUUCAAGAGACUCAAGUAUUUCAUGAUGCUGCAAAAAUAGGGAAUGUUGAGUUUCUGACUCUGCUUACUCACUCAUAUCCUGAUCUUAUAUGGAAAGUCGACUCAAAUAAAUACUCCGUAUUUCAUGUUGCUGUAAUUAACCGACAAGAGAAAGUAUUCAGUCUCAUCUACCACAUAGGAGCUGUCAAGGAUUUAAUUACACUCAAUAUAGAUAAUAAAGGAAACAACAUUUUGCACUUGGCCGGGAAAUUAACACCUCCAAGCAGACUCAAUAUUGUAUCUGGAGCAGCUCUUCAAAUGCAAAGAGAACUACUAUGGUUCAAGGAGGUGGAGAAGAUUGUACCAUAUUCAGUACUCAAUGUGAAAAACAGAGACGACCAAACACCAAGGGAGUUAUUUUCCAAGGAGCACAAGAAGUUAAGGAAAGAUGGUGAAGAGUGGAUGAAGGAGACCGCAACUUCUUGCAUGGUGCCACAACUUUAA
This is a messenger RNA of Fraxinus pennsylvanica, 564 nucleotides long. The record is from the annotation of a GenBank genome assembly. Lineage: Eukaryota; Viridiplantae; Streptophyta; Magnoliopsida; Lamiales; Oleaceae.